AUGACUGCCGAGAUUGAAACUCAUCUUUUCGAGACGACAAAAAGGGUGCUCGAGGGGGAUUUGGCAAAACAUCAACAAAUUUCAUGUAAAGCGAUCAAACCAACCGAUCAACAACGGCUCGCAAACACAGCGACACCGAUCUCGUAUGAUUUGUCUCUAAAAAUAAAUCUCCCUGGAUAUGGAGUGGAUUUCGCUGAAGAGGAGGCGUUGAAAACGAGUGGAUGUGUCGAGAUUAAGAUUUAUGUCCCAAAUGCAACAAAUUACCUCGAAUUGCACGCGAAGAAUCUUGACUUGAAAAGAAUCGCUCUUCGAAAUGAAACGAUCGAGAGAUUUCUACACGCCGAGUUCAACACUGAAGGGAAAGUGGCGUUGGGUGAUGGAGAGAUUAUCGAAAAUGGUCAUUAUUCGUUGUUGAUUGAUUUCACGGGUUGUGUUUCGAAUGGUCUCGGUGGACUGUAUCAAGCGCAUUUCAAAGGGAAAAAUGGAGAAGAUAGAAUUCUUGCCACCACGCAAAUGUGUCCGAUGGAUUGUCGAACGAUGGUGCCGAGUUUUGAUGAACCCGCUUAUAAAGCAACAUGGAAACUCUCGAUUUUACAUCCGAACCAGAGUCGAUCGAUCUCGAAUGGGGCUGAGGAAAAGAUCAUUGAUGUUCCCGGAUUGUCCAAUUGGAAGCUCACGAUUUUCACGGAAACUCCAAAAAUGUCAUCGUAUUUGUUGGCAUUGGUGAUUUGCGAUUUUCACUCGAUCGAGGCUCGAACUCAACGAGGCACAUUGUUCCGUGUCUUUUCACAAGAAGGUACCUCAAAGCAAGCGGAAUAUGCCCUCCAUGCUGGGAUCAAAUCGCUUGAAUGUUACGAGAAAUUGUUUGGAAUCCCUUUUCCAUUAGGGAAACAAGACAUGAUCGCUAUUCCUGAUUUCUCUUUUGGUGCUAUGGAAAAUUGGGGUUUAGUUACAUAUCGGGAAACGGCUCUUUUACUUGAUCCAGAAAUUGGCACUUCACUUGAAAAGACGAGAGUUGCUGGGAUAAUCGCUCAUGAGUUGGCACAUCAGUGGUUCGGCAAUCUUGUUACAAUGGAGUUCUGGGAUGAUGUCUGGUUGAAUGAGGGUUUUGCCACAUUCAUCACCUAUUUCGGUAAAGAAGCGAUUGAUCCAAACUUCCGAAUUUGGGAACAUUUUCUCGAUUUCGUUCAAUCAAUCGCUUUCAAUGUCGAUUCUCUUGCCUCAGCACAUCCACUUUCUUUCAAAGCCGACUCUCUUCAAAAAAUCGAGGAAAGUUUCGACAUUCUGACUUAUCGAAAGGGAGCUUCUGUGAUCAAUAUGAUUAUGAACACAAUUUCGAAAGAAAAUUUCUUCAAAGGACUACAGAAUUACCUAAAGAAAUAUGCCUAUUCGAACGCGGUUUCCAACGAUUUGUGGACUGAAUUUGGUCGAUAUUCCGAAAUCGAUUUUGGUGAGAUUUCUUUCGAGGAUUUUGCGAGACAAUGGACGUCACAGAUCGGUUUCCCAUUGCUAACCGUGGAAAAGCAAUCACCAGGGAAAUUCUCGAUUUCACAGCGUCGAUUCUAUCUUUCGAAAACUCUCAAUCCAAAAUAUCCAGAAGAUAGCUUUGACACAAAAUGGCACAUCCCCGUCUUCUACAAGAAUGGAAACGAGGAAAAGCUGGAAAUCUUGGCUCCAAAUGAUACGCUGAAUGUUGAAACGAAUGAUGGGCAAUUUCCCAUUGUGAAUUUCGGGGCAAAGAGUUUCAUUCGUGUCUCAUAUGGAGAUGAUGGAUGGGAAGAGAUAUUGAAGAGGAUCAAGAAUGAUGAAUUCGAUGUGAUCACUCGAGCCAAAAUGAUCAACGAUCUUUUUGCGUGUGCCCGAGAAGGAGCAAUCAAAUACAAAACGGCGUUGAGAUUUGACGAGUUGAUUUCGAUUGAAACCGAAGUCCUUCCAUUCACUCAAUUGAUCAAUGGUCUUUUAGAUGUCCAUAAGAGAUUCACCAAUGAGCCGGCACAAGCGCUCAUUAAGAAAGCACUAAAACAUCUACUCAAUCCACUUCUUGAUGGGAUUUCUUUUGACGAGAUCAUUCGUUUAGAUCGAGAGACGAUCACUAGCUUUAAAGCGCAUUAUUUUCUUCAACUAAUCGAAGCUGAAUGUCAAGUGGAUCGAGAGGGAAAUGCGGGCAGAUAUUUGAAUGAAUUCCGCAAAAAUGUUCUUCAACCAACUGAAAGUGGAGCGAUGGCGAGUGAGGGAAGCAGAGUCGGUCCUCUUCUCCGCCAACUCAUCUACACAACAGCGAUUUUUGUCGGAAAUGAUGAAGAUUUUGACAAAACUUGGGCACUUUAUUUGAAAGAAACAAAUCAAGCCGAACGAAAUAAACUCCUUUCGGCUGUUUGCAGUUCAAAGAAUUUGGAAAAGAUUCGAUGGAUUCUCCGCAAAUCAGUCGAUAUACAAAAUCGAGAAAUUCGACAACAAGAUAUUAAGAUCGUUUUUGCCGCUUUCAAUCAAAAUUCAGUGACCAACGGGAAAUUGUUGGAGCUUUUCUUUGAGGAAUUCGAUUUUAUCUAUAAAAAUCUUUCAACAUCUCCUCGAGAAUUGAAUGAUGUUGUAAUCGGAUGUUUAGAUACACUCACCAUACAACAAGUACAAAUGGUCCAAAAAUUCCUCGAGCAACAUCCAGAAGUGAAAGAGAUUGGAGCUUUCGAGAAACAGCUUGUUUCGGCUGAGGCUGAACUCGAUUGGAAACGACGUUUUGCUGGGGAAAUCACGGAAUUCUAUGAAAAGAGAACAACUGAG
This is a messenger RNA of Mesorhabditis belari, 2778 nucleotides long. The record is from the annotation of a GenBank genome assembly. Lineage: Eukaryota; Metazoa; Nematoda; Chromadorea; Rhabditida; Rhabditidae.